GCAAGAAACUGCUGGAUCAGGACAAAGCUUUGAAAAUAUCCUCAGACUUCUGUGUUCCCUGCUUCAACAUCAAGCGCAGCUUCGAUGCUGUGUGCAAGCAACAAGGCACCAUCGAUGCCAUGAACGACCUGAAAAAGAACAACCAAACAGAGUGGGUGCAAGUCUUGCAAGAAUUUGCAAGGAAGAGAAGCGGCAAAUCGGGAAAGAAGAUCAAUUUCGACGUCAGCUCCCACAUCGAAUCUGUGAAGAAGGCGAAAGUCAAAGAAGACGAUCUGGUGUACAAACCUCUCCUGCUGGGGGAGUAUCUCAGACACUUUCGUGGUCUUCCCCCUCCGUUUACCCUCACGGAGUCCCAAGCCAUUGCUCAAUGGCACCGCGAUCUGUCUAACCCGGACAUCAAAAAGACAUGCAAGGAGAUGUUUAAUCCAAGCUCCAAGAAGAUGGAAAACUUCACCCGUGUGCAUGUGUUGAUUGACGAGUUGGAGCACCGCAAGGCGGUGGUCGAGAAGUCGGAGCAAGUCAACCGAACGUCGACGACGAAAUCGCCCGGGGUACACGCCGAGUACAUGGAUCUCCUGAGACAACAGGACUGA
This is a messenger RNA of Symbiodinium sp. CCMP2456, 593 nucleotides long. The record is from the annotation of a GenBank genome assembly. Lineage: Eukaryota; Dinophyceae; Suessiales; Symbiodiniaceae.